AUGCGCGGAGCGCGAGGCGGCCGAGGCUGCGGCGCGCGAGGCGCGGCGGAGGAGGCGCGGCUGCGCGAGGAGCGGGAGCGCGCCGAGGCGGCGGAGCGCGCCCGGCUCCAGGAGGAGGCGGCGGCCAAGGCGCGCGAGAACGAGGCCGCGGAGGAGGCCGCGCGCGCCGUGGAGGCCAAGGAGCGCGAGAUGGCGGCGAAGCAGGAGGAGGAGCGGCAGCUGAUGGAGCGGCUCAAGGCGCUGCAGCAGGAGAAGCUGCAGAUCGGGGACGAGGUCCGCGCGGCGGGCAAGGGUCCGAAGAAGUACAGCAAGUCGGAGCUGAUGGUGCUGCGGCACGAGGGGCCGACGGACCAGCUGCCCGCGGCGCUGCUGAGCCCGGACGUGCCGCCGACGCACCCGAUCCACGCGAUGAAGCGGGACGCGCAGGGCGGCGGCGGCGGGGCGCGCGGGGGCGGCCGGGGCGGCGACCGGCGCGGGGGUCCGCGGGACGCGCAGUGGGAGCGCGGGGGGUCGGAUCGGAGCAUGGGGCGGCGCGGGCGGGGGCCGAUGGGCGACCGGGGCCCGCGCGGGUUCCGCGACGACCGCGGCGGCGGCGGGUUCGGGCGCACGACGCCGCCGCCGGGCCUGGGGCCGGACCGGUGGGGCUCGGAGGCGGCGAACAUGCCCGCGCUGCACAAGACGGGCAACCGGUACGUCAUCGGGCAGGUGUCGGGGGACGACCCGGAGGAGGAGAAGCGGCAGAAGACGUUCAAGAGCCUGCUGAACAAGCUGACGCCGGACAACUUCGAGAAGCUGCUGGACAAGAUCCUGAACGUGGAGAUGCCGCAGAAGGUGACGCUGGUGGGGCUGGUGGACCAGAUCUUCGACAAGGCGCUGACGGAGACGACGUUCAGCGACCUGUACGCGCAGCUGUGCGAGCGCGCGUUCGGGUCCGGGCGGCUCCCGCAGUGGGAGGACGAGGAGGGCAAGACGGACUUCCGGCGCGUGCUGCUGAACAAGUGCCAGGACGAGUUCAUGAAGGGCGCCAAGGCCAUGUUCGACCACGAGCACAUGGAGCACCGCCCGAAGGACGGCAAGGACGACAAGGACGACAAGGCCGCGGACGAGGACAAGGGCGACGACGAGGGCAAGACGGACGCCGAGAAGUCGGCCAAGGAGCUGGAGCUCGAGAAGCGGCGCAAGGAGCUCGAGAUCGAGCAGGCGAACCUCAAGGCGCGCCGGCGCAUGUUCGGCAACAUCCAGUUCAUCGGCCACCUGUACAAGCGCAAGAUGCUGAUCGACAAGAUCAUGCACGAGUGCGUGCGGCAGCUCCUGCGCAACCCGACCAACCCGGAGCCCGAGGACGUCGAGGCGCUCUGCAAGCUGCUCUCCACGAUCGGCUCGGACUUCGACACCAAGGAGCGCGCGCAGGCCGUCGACGUGUACUUCAACCGCAUGAAGCAGAUGCGCGAGGUCGAGGCGCUCGACUCGCGCAUCAAGUUCAUGCUCCAGGACGUGAUCGAGAUGCGCGCGCGCGGGUGGCAGAUGCGCCGCGCCGUCGAGGGCCCGAAGAAGAUCGCGGACAUCCACCGCGCGGCGGCCAUGGAGCAGCGCACGCCGCGCGGCGGGCCCCGCGGGUUCGACAGCCGCGGGCCGCCCAUGCGCGGCGGCGGGCCGAGCCCGCGCGGGUUCGACAGCCGCGGGCCGCCGCCGAGCCGGAACCCGGACUGGAUGGACCGGAGCGCGCCGCGGCCGCUGUCGAGCUUUGGCGGCGGGGGCGGCGGGGGCGGCGGCGACGACUACCUCGGCCCGUCGGGCGGACGGAGAACAGGGGAGCUCGCGCGGCGGGCGGCCGGCGCGCCCGGCGCCGGCGAACGCGGGGGCGCCCGGCCCGGCGGCGUGGCGUCGGACAAGGACGCUUGGGCGAGCGGGCACGGGGGGGGCGACUCGGGCGCUCCCACGCCCACGUCGCCGUCGCGCGGCGCGGCGGGCGGCGCGAUGACGGGCGCGGCGCUGGCGCGCAAGGUCAAGAGCAUGUGCGACGAGUGGCACGGCGUCCGCCAGGACGUGGCCGAGGCCAACCUGGAGAUCGAGAGCAUGACGGGGGCCGGCGCCAAGGGCGCGGACAUCGUGGUCGAGCUGAUCAAGGACGGGUACGGCGCGACGAAGCGCAACUUCGCGUCCCUGAAGACGCUCCUGACGGGGGCGCUGGAGGCCAAGAAGCUGUCGGCGGCCGACGUCGCGGCGGGCUUCUCGAGCGUGCUGGAGGUGAUCGGCGACGACGUGUGCGACAACCCGUACGCGCCGAAGCAGGUCGGGACGCUCGCGGGGCAGCUGGUCGCGGAGGGCGUGCUCGACGCCGCCAAGCUGGCCAAGGACAUGCUCUCCGCGGAAGCGCCCGAGGGCGAGGAGGACCCGCCGCUGCUCGACUCCGGCGGCGCGGUGCCGCUCGUCGCGCACAUGCUGCUGGCGAUCAAGGAGAGCAAGGACGAGGACGCCGCCAAGGCCGCGUGGAAGUCGAUCGGCAAGUCCCUUCUGGACUUCCACCCCUCGUUUGAGCGCGAGGACGGCCAGGCCGCCAUCGACAGAGACGUGGAGGAAUUCGGGCUGGCCGGCAUCGUCUAG
Messenger RNA from Pedinophyceae sp. YPF-701, 2604 nucleotides. The record is from the annotation of a GenBank genome assembly. Lineage: Eukaryota; Viridiplantae; Chlorophyta; Pedinophyceae.